Rhinolophus ferrumequinum (greater horseshoe bat) is the source of this 1668-nucleotide messenger RNA. It is a transcript of the gene EBPL, whose product is annotated as EBP like. Gene Ontology annotation, molecular function: cholestenol delta-isomerase activity. Gene Ontology annotation, biological process: sterol metabolic process. The record is from RefSeq and is a predicted model, not a curated record. Gene Ontology annotation, cellular component: membrane; endoplasmic reticulum. Lineage: Eukaryota; Metazoa; Chordata; Mammalia; Chiroptera; Rhinolophidae.
CCUUCCCGCUGUGCCCGCCACUGGCGGCGGGAGCGGGAAGCAUGGGCGCCUGGGGGGAGUUGGGGGCCGCGGCGGGUGGCUCGCUGCUGCUGUGCGCCUCGCUGCUGGGCGCGGGCUGCACGCUGGGCCUGAGCCUGGGCCGCGGGCGGGGGGCGGCAGACCGCGGGGCGCUCGCCUGGCUCUGCUACGACGCCCUGGUGCACUUCGCACUGGAAGGCCCUUUUGUCUACUUGUCUUUCACAGGAAACAUUGCAGAGUCGGAUGGCUUGAUUGCCUCAUUGUGGAAAGAAUAUGGCACUGAUGCAAGAUGGCUUAAUUUCGACCCAACCAUUGUGUCUUUGGAAAUUCUAACGGUUGUCCUGGAUGGGUUUCUGGCAUUGGUCCUCAUUUAUGCCAUAGUCAAAGAGAAAUAUUAUCGGCAUUUCAUACAGAUUACCCUGUGCGUGUGUGAGUUGUAUGGCGGGUGGAUGACCUUCUCCCCAGACUGGCUUAUGGGAAGCCCCAACCUCAACACCAACAGCUGGCUCUACUUUUGGGUCUAUCUGGUAUUUUUCAAUAGUGUGUGGGUUCUGAUCCCAGGACUGUUACUGUGGCAGUCGUGGGUAGAACUCAAGAAAAUGUAUCACAAAGGAAAUAGUUUAGGGAAAAAGUUUCAGUGAAUUUUCAAAAUCAUAAACGUUAUUGUCUUGCUUUAUGAGCCAGAAUGGAUCAAAUCAUUUUGUGUGGCUAAAAUUUAAUACAUUCCAGUCUACACUUUCUUUUUAUAUUGUUAUUGCUGAACAACCUACUUCAAAUUGAUUGUAAAGUGGCAAGGUUUUGUUACUGGGUUUUUUCCCUCAAUUAAAUGGCAAUAAAGGGAACAGAGAAUAAAUUUUAACUUGUAAUAAUAAGACUUAAUUAUAGAUUUUUAUGGCUAACAUUAAUGGUUCUGUAAUUAUUCCACUAAUAAAGCCAAUUAUCAUAAAAUACUGUAGAGCAUGUUAUAUUAAUUUUUUAUUCCAAAGAACAUGUUGUUACUUCACUUCUAAUCUUCUCACUAGUCUUUUCAUUACGAAAGUGAAAAUAGAAAUGAAACGAAUGCCUCUAUUUUACAUUUAUAAUUUAUCAAAUUUGUGAAGCCAACAAAAAUGACAGUAGUCAGAAUUUGUGAGUGAGCCAGCUCCUCAUGGGUGACAUUGGGGUUGCACACAGACAGAUAAUUGAGUUGUGUCUGCCAUUUUUCAAGAUGGAAGUUUUGAGUUACCUUACAAGAAUACAUCAUACUUUAUGUAAAAAGGAAGUAGGAACACAGGGAAAAUAAGCGUGAGAAAUAAUAAGAUGAAGGUAAAGUUAAUAUGCCAAGUGCAUGCCAUGAUGUCAUAUAUAAUUAAUUGAUAGAAGUGAAGCACAAAUUUGUCACCUUCAGAACCAAGAGGGAAACAUGACCACGUUGUGUUUCAUAAAACACUAGUUUUGGGAAGUGGUUAGAGCAGAUCUGUUGGAGGUGGGGAGCAGGUGUCCACAUUAACUUGUUCAACACCUGCCUUUUUUACUAGACACUAAGCUCACAGAUGUAUUCUCUGCCUAGAAAAGUGCCCGGCUCAUACACCAGGCUCUUGAUAAGUUGUGGUGGAUACUAUCGCCCCGAGAGCUUAGUCUGCAUGGCCGUCUCCUUCUAGGUGUCUUUCU